Messenger RNA from Olea europaea var. sylvestris, 1905 nucleotides. RefSeq names its product glutamine synthetase leaf isozyme, chloroplastic. The transcript has 14 exons. NCBI's taxonomy places the organism in Eukaryota, Viridiplantae, Streptophyta, Magnoliopsida, Lamiales, Oleaceae. Gene Ontology annotation, molecular function: glutamine synthetase activity. Bases 269 to 1567 code for a protein of 432 amino acids. The record is from RefSeq and is a predicted model, not a curated record. Gene Ontology annotation, cellular component: cytoplasm.
AUCAGAGAAACCCUUAUCUCAAAUUGUUUUAUAAUGGCAGCUUUUGUUGAUAACUUCAAAGAGCCCAAAAACUAUUUUCCUCCACUCAAAACACACCCCUAUCUACCAAGGAGAGGACACUAGUCUUUGUAUUUCUUUAUAACACUUCGUGAACAUUUAACCCACUCACCCUUCUACCUCUCACUCCCUCUCUCCAUCUGGUUGAAGUCCAGUUUUUGCAGUAAUCAUUCAAGACGUUGUCUUGCAGUUAUCAGGAGGGAGGUUGAAAAUGGCACAGAUCUUGGCUCCUUCUGCACAAUGGCAGAUGCGAAUUGCAAAGAACAGUGCAGAUGUGAACCCAUUGACAAUGAAGACAUGGAGCUCUAUUGUUAUGAAACAAAACAAGAAAGGUUCUGUCAAAAGUUCGGGAAGAUUUAAAGUGUGUGCUCUCCAGUCUGACAAUAGCACUAUCAACCGUUUAGAACAGCUGCUAAAUUUGGAUGUAACUCCAUACACUGAUAAGAUCAUUGCUGAAUAUAUUUGGAUUGGAGGAUCUGGAAUUGAUGUGCGUAGUAAGUCAAGGACUAUUUCAAAGCCAGUCAAACACCCUUCUGAGCUUCCAAAGUGGAACUACGAUGGAUCGAGUACAGGACAGGCACCUGGAGAAGACAGUGAAGUUAUCCUAUACCCCCAAGCGAUCUUCAAAGAUCCAUUCCGUGGUGGUAAUAACAUCUUGGUCGUAUGUGAUGCAUAUACACCAGCAGGUGAGCCAAUUCCAACAAACAAGCGACACAGAGCUGCUCAGAUUUUUAGUGACCCGAAGGUUGUUGCUGAAGUCCCAUGGUAUGGUAUUGAGCAAGAGUACACCUUGCUCCAAACAAAUGUGAAAUGGCCACUGGGUUGGCCUGUUGGAGGCUACCCUGGUCCUCAGGGCCCUUACUACUGUGGUGCUGGGGCAGACAAGUCAUUUGGUCGUGACAUAUCCGAUGCUCACUACAAGGCUUGCCUGUAUGCUGGAAUUAAUAUUAGUGGCACCAAUGGAGAGGUUAUGCCUGGACAGUGGGAAUUUCAAGUCGGUCCCAGUGUAGGAAUUGAAGCUGGAGAUCACAUCUGGUGUGCUAGGUAUCUACUUGAGAGAAUUACUGAACAAGCUGGAGUUGUUCUCUCACUUGAUCCUAAACCAAUAGAGGGUGACUGGAAUGGCGCUGGAUGCCACACCAAUUACAGCACAAAGACUACGAGAGAAGAAGGAGGAUUUGAAGUAAUAAAGAAAGCAAUUUUGAAUCUCUCUCUUCGCCACAAAGAGCAUAUCAGUGCUUAUGGAGAAGGAAAUGAGAGACGGUUGACAGGAAAGCAUGAAACUGCCAGUAUUGACACAUUUUCAUGGGGAGUUGCUAAUCGUGGUUGCUCAAUUCGUGUGGGGCGUGACACUGAGAAGGAGGGCAAAGGUUACCUGGAAGAUAGACGUCCAGCUUCAAACAUGGAUCCCUACGUCGUGACUUCAUUACUUGCCGAAACUACUCUAUUAUGGGAACCAACACUCGAAGCUGAAGCCCUUGCAGCACAGAAGCUGUCGUUGAAGGUGUAGGCCGUUUGAUGUUAAGGUACCUGUGCUUGAAGAGAAUACAUGGCACCAUUGAGUUCACAGGCACAGAGUUCGUUCCCUUUUCAUCGAUCCCUUUCAAGAAAUCUUUGUAAAUAAGGAACCUAAAAUUAGCAAUGGCCACCCUUGAGCUUGAAAGAUGGUCCCUUGAAUUUGAGAUUUGUAGGGAUUUUUUUUUAGCUUUCACGAAUAUCUAGGAGAAGUUUCAAGCUAUUUUGCUUUGCCAUUUGCAAUGGCAUUGCUGUGAAGACUUAUUUAUUUAUUGUCGCAAGUUUAAUCAUUCAAUAAAUUCUUCUUCAAUCAAGAAUGUCUUAAAUUUUAAA